CUUCGGUUCGGUUCGGUGCGGCCGUGCGGUGCGUACUCCGCGUACUCGAGCGAGGGCCAGCGCAGCGCGCCGGUGGCAGCGUUAAAACGCUCGCGUUGCCGUCGUCGUCGCCGUCGCCGUCGCCGUCGCCGUCGCCGACGACGAGUUUGGGAUUGGACUCUUGAUCGUGACUUUUCGGUACGUCGACCUUGUAAAACGCCCGCGAUAACAAGGGAAGUGCGAAAGGGAAAGUACGUGGCGAGAUACAUCGCGAUAUAUCGUGCGUACGUAAAGUAACUAACAAUAAAGUGCGUGCGUGCGUGCGCUGCGCUGCAUCGCGCCGCGCGAGCUCGGUAAAUUCGCAUUCGGCUGAAAGAAGGAGGGAGUCAGCGACUGAAUAGGUUCACGGCGGUAAAGGGGAGAGCGAGAGCGAGAGAAGAAACGAGUAGGAAGAGAAAGAGACGCAACGAUCUUGUGGCGCGUUCGGGACGAAGCGCAACAUCGCAUCGGCAGUUUGUAGAGAGAAAGAGCGAGAGAGGAGACGGCCGAGAAGUUUGGAGCGGACGGACGGACGGACGGACAGACGGACGGAGACGAGACGUGACGGUGACGGUGACGUUACGUUGCGUUGCAUUACGUUGAGAACGCGUCGCGGUGACCCGCCACCGUUGCCGCUCGUUCGCGCGUCGUCGUCGUCGUUCGUCGGACUGUCGGAGACAUCGGAGUCGUGACUCGCGCAGCCCGCGGCUUCGACUCUCGAGAGGAGCGUUUGCCAGUUCGCAACUCGCCCCGCGUCCCCGUAUGCUCCCUCCUCCCCAACGCAUCGGGGACAAUACACACGGAUCGGGGUUGUCGCCGCCAGGGUUGUUACCGAGGCCGGAGCAUUUUGACGUGCUGAACCACCUGCCAGAAAACAUGGAAAUAUCCAAGAGCUUGCAAGAGGAGAUCUUUGCUGUGCAACAGAAAUUGCAGAAAGCGAUAUUCGAGCAUCAGAUGUACGUGGAAAAGUUGAAGGAUGACCCAAAUAAUUCAGACAUUCUCGGGCAAAUAAAAAAGAUUCAGGUACACAUCGUCUCUCUGGGAAGAUGCCAGAAGCAGAUCGUGCAGCGGCUGCGCAAAGAGGUGGACGCGUUCAAGGCAGACAACGCGAACGGAUCGAAAGUUUCCGUACCAUUUCUCCUCGGACUGAACAACAACAAUCACAUUACGAACAAUAAUGAAACGAAGCAUGAAGCGACCGCUAAUGGUUUUGGGACGAAACCUUCGAAGGAGAACUAUGAAAAAGUUGUUAGAAAUGGCGAUGUUCAUCAUUCGCACUCACGAGAUAACGAUUGUGCGAAAUUACGUCCCAACUCGGUGGAAACUGUUUCUGGCGAGGACGACGUCGUUGAGGUGCUGUUGGACGAAAAUUCUGAUAUCACGCAAGAAAAUGUGCAAAAGAAGGAGAUACAAAUCAAGGAGGUGCAAAUGAAGGACGCGCAAAAGAAAGAAAUACAACAGGAGAAGGUGCAAAAGGAGGUACAAAUGAAGGAGGAGCAAAUGAAAGAGGUGCAAAUGAAGGAAGUGCAUAUGAAGGAGGUGCAACAGGAGGAAAUGCAAAAGGAAGUGCAAAAAGAGGAGGUGCAAAAGAAGGAAGUGCGAAAGGAAGAAAUACAAAAGGAGGAAAUGCAAAAGAUGGAGGUACAAAAGGAGGAAGUGCAAAUGAAGGAGGUGCAAACAAAGGAGGUACUAAUGAAGGAGGUGCAAAAGGAAGAGGUGCAAAAGGAAGAGGUGCAAAAGAAGGAAAUGCAAAAGGAACACACUGAAUUCACACAUUCGGCCGAAAAGUGUUACUACUUAAAUUGCCUCGGGCUUAUUACCAAAUCCAAAUUCAUCGAGCUGCAAAAUAGGAGAGUGGAAAGAAAACGUCGUAGCACGGCGAAUCCGCAUUUUGUAUACUCUAUGCUCGAGCAACCAUCCAAACGAAGGAGGUAUUCCUAUUUAUCUGGAAAUCCACCUCACACCCGGCAGACGACUGCACGUAUGAACGAUCCGUCGUCACCACUUAACAAAACUCAGCCAACCAAACCUACCUCGCCACCGGCACAAACGAAGCCGUUGGUCCCAGUCCAAAAAUCUACUACCAGGCCAAAUAUCCUCAGAAACGCGGAGAGCAAAGUCUUCGUGAAUAAAAGUAAAGUAGAAGACGAUCAAACGCGAUUGUCCGUAUCUAGUGCCAAAUCUGUUCAGUCGGUAGGUAGCAAGGCUGUUCACAUACCCGGAUUACCGUCUAGCUUGACCAUCGAAAGGAUAGGGAGUGACUCUAUCGUGUGCAUCUGUUGUGAAAAUCCAGGUUCAUUAACGACAUGCAAGAAUUGCUCAAGUAACUAUCACGUUUCGUGUCAUACUCGACCAGCGCCUCCAUCUAGGACCUGUCCAAAAUGUGUUUCAGCAAUAAAGGAGGAAGAAAACAUCGAAAAGGAUGAAGAAGAGGAGGAACAACUGGAAGGCGAGAACAGAUUUCAUUACAAAAAGGACGAAAAAUUCGCUACAACAGCGAAUGCAUCAGGAUUUAUUGGGCAAACAAGAGAAGACUCAGAAAUCUAUAAAGCGUCUGGUGGACUUUAUAAAGUUGAUGCAACUCAGAACAAACACGUCCUCCCCACUGUCUUCGGCGUCAACCAGCUGCCUGCCUCAACCUUCCUCAUCCCAAUCACCACCAACAAUAUCUCCGCCACAAACGUCAACCAAUCAGAAGACAACAAAUUCUUUGAUACUGAAUACCGAGUACAAGACACCACACAUCGUAACCAUCACGUCAUCAGUCAUCACUCACGACCAAGCAUCACCUACGUCCAAGAAGACCAGGUGUCCCACUCCUACCAAUUGCCUAGUACCAUCCAGCCAGAAAAGCAUCAAUCAUACCUCAUCGUCAAGAAAAUCGCCGAGUCGACUGGAAGGUCCAAUCAGUCUCCUGGCAGUGAAACCGAAGACCAAAAUCACUCCGCAGUUUUCAACUACCAAUUGCCGACCAGUUGCAGCACUACCAUUCAGAGCGCUGUGCUCCAACCCGUCGUCACCCAUUCCUUGUUCUACGAUCGUGACAACAAUAAGAAACAAACCAAUCGUGCAAUCCCACUCCAUGUCACCAUAUCAAAAUUGUCAAAUUCUCUUCACUCCAUCUCAAACGACCAUCAGCUGGACCGAGCAACCCUCAAUGGUAGGAAGCCCUGGGCCAAACUUACACGCGGCAAACUCUGUGUUAAUCAGUCAGCCAGAUCAGCCACAGAAAUCCUACUGUCUUCUUACGGCGACCCCGAGAUUAAUAUCACCGAGCAGCAACGGCCAAGAUCAACUGGAUCUGCGGAGAAAGCUACAGCAACGGCGAAUCUCGGUCGUGAGAAGUACCGAUCAAGAAAUUUCAUCCACUCACUGUUCCCAGGCCAUAAUAAGUCCCAUACCGUCACCAGUCGUGCACGUGAGUCACGAAGCCCAAACGACCGAGACUGUCCGCUCCUGCGACAGCAGCUCUGCCGUGAAGAACAUGAAUUGGAGCUACACGAGCAAUCAAACAGCAAGCCAGCAGCAGUCCAGCUCCAGCGGCGCGCUCUCACACGAUUCUUCGAGCACGUGAAAUUGGAAGAAGCGCAUAUAUCAGCGCCAUUUAGAACAAAGCUAGCACACAAGAAUGAGAUCAGUGAUAAUGACGACGACGAAAUUGCCCGAGAGGACAGUCCGUUCGACGAACAGUACGAUAACGAUGGUGCCGUUACUGAAGCUCCACUAUUGACGUCAUGCGACGUUUUGGAUGAGGAUCGUUUGAUCAUUCCCGUUCCUUGGCUAGCCGCUGACUCAAAAAACGCCUGUGAUGACAUCGUCGCGAAUAAGGUACCCGUUCGUCGUCUUUCGGACGCAGCCUUGACGCAAUCUAACGAUUAUGCCGACUACGAACUCGUUCGUAUUAACUCGCGAUCGUCGGUAAUACGACAUUCGGCGAAACCCGAAGACGAUCGAUCAACAAUAGCGGCACUGCGCAUUGCACAAAGUAAUCUUUCGGAGCUUUGUAACGAGGUCUCAGUUCCUGACGAUAAGGCUGACACCGAGAGACAAGACUUAUCCAGUGGUAGGCAAUUGAGAAGCAGAAGUAAUAGCAGCAGUAGCAGCAGCAGCAGUAAUAGCAGCAGCAGCAACAACAGCAAUAGCAGCAGCAGUGGUCAUAGCGACACCCCAGAGCAAGCGAUGAACGUGAAUGAUCUCUCGGACGAUUUUAACAUUCUGGCUCAGAUGGGCUUCGUUUCUCCGGGGGGAAAGGACGAGGAGCUAGUCGGCGAUGAGUCGGCGACGGAGAGUGAGACUGAUGCCGCCACUGAUUAGACAUAGUUAGGAUAAUUAUAUUGACGUUAGGGCUCCUGGUUCUAUGUUGAAGUUUGAGCAUGAUUCAAUAGCGAGAACCAAGCGAAAUUUUUUCUUGCACUAUAUGAAGUUUAUUAAUUCCUUCAUCUAUCAUCACUCAUAUCAAUAAUAUAAAUUAGCACACAUAUAUUCUAAGAACUUUUUGUUCUACACCUUCAGCGAAAAUUAAUUUUUUUCGACAAUUGA
Trachymyrmex cornetzi is the source of this 4557-nucleotide messenger RNA. RefSeq lists its product as uncharacterized. The record is from RefSeq and is a predicted model, not a curated record. Lineage: Eukaryota; Metazoa; Arthropoda; Insecta; Hymenoptera; Formicidae. The transcript is spliced from 8 exons. Bases 781 to 4332 code for a protein of 1183 amino acids.